Molecule: messenger RNA, 384 nt
Organism: Eptesicus fuscus (big brown bat)
Lineage: Eukaryota; Metazoa; Chordata; Mammalia; Chiroptera; Vespertilionidae
Product: protein C19orf12-like
Exons: 2
Coding region: 1-384 (127 amino acids)
Source: RefSeq, a predicted model, not a curated record
AUGGAGCUGCUGAGCGAAGUCUGGAUUUGGGAGGAGAAGAACAUGGACUGGAAGCACAUCGGAGAGGCCACCGCGGUCACCAGCACCAUGAUGGUUAUUGGAGCCAGGGUCGCCGGCCCGUGGGGACUGGCCAUUGUGGGCGCCGUCGGGGGACUCCUAGGGGCCUGGAGGUGGUGGAGGUAUAAGUCUGUCCCUAAGAGGCUAAAGGAGCUGACGUCCACGGAGAAAAAGAAUCUAUACCGCCAGGUCAUGGCCAUCGUCAGGGCCCUGGAUUGGACGGACUUCGAGGAAUUGACUGAGCAGGUCGUGAAUGACAAGGCCGUGCAGGAGAAGCUGCUGGAGCUGACCAUGAGCUUCGUCACCCACAAGAUGGGAAACGCCUAA